AUGGCUCUUGCCUAACGCUGCGCCUCUAUGGUUAUUGUUUGGAGCCGCUCUUCCUGUUCCUAGCGCAUGCACUUUGACAGUCUGUCUUACCUCUCUAUGGUUUUAGUCCUCCACGUAAAACACGUGUAGAUGGCUGCCUUGCAGUUCCACGAACUGGGACUAGACGACCGGCUCCUGAAGUCCAUAGCAGAUUUAAGAUGGGCCAAGCCAACUUUGAUCCAGGAGAAAGCCAUACCAUUAGCACUGGAGGGGAAGGACCUGCUUGCCCGUGCCAGGACAGGUUCAGGGAAGACGGCCGCCUAUUCUAUUCCAAUUAUCCAGAAUCUUCUUCAGGGAAAAAUGACGGUAUCGGAACAGGCCAUUCGGGUGUUAAUUUUGGUUCCCACCAAAGAGCUUGGUCAGCAGGUUCAGCAGAUGAUCCGUCAGCUGACUGUGUAUUGCGCACGUGAUAUUAAAGUUGCUGAUAUAUCUGGACAAGCUGACAUCUCUGCUCAGAGACCCAUCCUGAUGGAGAAACCUGACAUUGUAGUCGGGACUCCCUCCAGAGUGCUGACCCACAUGACACAGCAGACAAUCUGCGUGCGGGAUACUUUGCAGGCGCUGGUGAUAGAUGAGGCAGAUCUUCUCUUUUCUUUUGGCUUUGAGGAGGAUUUAAAGAACCUCCUUUGCCAGCUCCCGAAGAUAUUCCAGUCUUUCCUUAUGUCUGCUACGUUCAAUGAGGAUGUUCAGGCCCUAAAAGAACUUGUUCUGCACAAUCCUGUGACUCUUAAACUAGAGGAGUCUCAGCUCCCUGAUUCGUCUCAGCUCACUCAGUAUCACAUCCAGUGUGAGGAAGAGGACAAGUUCCUGCUACUCUACACUUUGCUGAAACUCUCGCUUGUUCGAGGUAAAACCAUCAUCUUUGUGAAUGAGGUUGACAGGAGCUAUCGCCUCAAGCUCUUCCUGGAGCAGUUUAGUAUCCCGGCCUGUGUCCUCAACUCUGAGCUCCCAAUCCAUUCACGGUGUCACAUCAUCAGUCAGUUUAACCAGGGAUUCUACGAUUACAUUAUUGCAACUGAUGAACACUCCCUUGCGGAUCCCUCUGUGAAAGGAAGGAGGGGAGAAGGGAAGAAGAAAGGAGGAAAAGGACAAAAAGGCCAAGAUAAGGAGUACGGCGUAUCCCGGGGCAUUGAUUUCCAGAAUGUGUCCACCGUACUUAACUUUGAUUUCCCCCAGUCUGUUGAUUCCUAUAUACAUCGUGCAGGCAGAACGGCUCGUGCUAACAAUCCUGGCGUAGCUCUUACUUUUGUGGCACACAAUGAGCUCCCCCUUCUGGCUGAAGUUGAGGAUGCACUAGGUGGUGGUGUGCCUGAUGAACAUGUACUGAAGCCAUACCGUUUCUGCAUGGAGGAGGUUGAGGGAUUUCGCUACCGUUGCCGGGAUGCAAUGCGGUCUGUAACCAAACAAGCCAUUAAAGAAGCACGAUUAAAAGAGAUAAAAGAGGAGCUGCUCAACUCGGAAAAACUUAAGACAUAUUUUGAGGAUAACCCCAGAGAUUUCCAACUUUUGCGCCAUGAUAAGCCCUUGCACCCUGCAAUCGUCAAACCGCAUCUCAAAAAUGUCCCAGACUACCUCAUUCCCCCAACCCUGCGUGCGGUUGCUGAUCCUUAUAACAGGAAAAGAAAGAGAAGAAGGCCUAAUGUUGGAAGCUCUGGAUUUCAGGGGACACGGUCAAAGUUCCAAAGGGGACAGAACCCACUACGCAGCUUCAAAUAUGCAAAGGGCAAAAGGAAGGGAAAACCUGAGUAAGAUCUUCUGCUGUGGCCUUUGUGCUCCCUCUGCCAACAGGACCAGUGUGACAAGAAUAUCGGACCCCCCCCCCCCCCCCCGAAAUGCUGGGUGUAAAAUAUGUGCAGUUGUGCCCUGUGUUGCAACAUCCAGGCAUUACAGUAAUGCCCAAUGUUCUUGGAUAAUGUUCACCCUUCUCCAUUUUUUUUGGAAUUCAUUUAUGUCCCACUGCAGCCAACAGCUAGAACAUUCUUUAGAGCAGGAGUCUCCAACCUUUUUUACCCAUGAGCCACAUUCAAAUGUAAAAAAAGUUGAAGAGCAACAUAAGCAUGCAAAAAGCCCCCGAGUUGUAAAAUAUGGGAUGUUACUGGCUAUUGGUAGCCCCUAUGUGGACUGGCAGCCUACAGGAGGCUCUGUUUGGAAGUACAACUUUUUUUAUGCAACAAAAGCUUUCCUUCAAACCUAGAAAUUAAAAAAUAAGCACCUGCUUUUAGGCCACUGGGAGCAACAUACAAGGGGCCGGAGAGCAACAUGUUGCUCACAAACAACUGGUUGUCUUUCUAAAGCAGUGAUCCCCAGAUAAAGCUCAGGCCACCUCCAUCUUCUACACUGUGUGUAAAUACUUAGCUAUUUAUUCCUUCUAGAGAUCGAAUUCUGUGCAGUUCAGUUUCUUUACCUUUUCCAUUGUUCUGGCUUCAUAACAGGGGAGAACAUUUUAACAUUGUCCUUUGUAUCAGUUCUGUCCAACUAGAGGGCUGCAGGCUUCAUAUGGCUCUUUAGGGGGUUUGUGCCCCCAGACUGCCCAGUAACUCAAAAUACUUGUUGUUUUUGUUUGUAAUAUAACACAGAGCCUCAGAUAUAUCGAUGACCAUGUUGAAAAUUUUGGACAACACUGGUUUAUGAUAGCAAAAUGUUCCUUUACAUAGCACAUAAAUGGCUCCUAAAUAUCAACUUCAUUUUGGACAGGCCCAUGGCCAAGUAACUGUUUAUCUCACAGGUGAACCCCAAGCUAAUGCUGGUCAUUGGGUAAAAGGCACAUUGGGCAUAAUAUUAAUGGGCAGGUGCCCUUGACAGCUGGGGGGGGGGUAAUCACACACUUUUUACGUUAUAAGGUCUUUAGCAAAUUUUUAGGCUAAAACAAGAUCAUAUCAAAUUAUUGGUAAGUGUUGCUAAUGACAAUCAUAUAUACAGUGUUAAUAUGGCCUGUCCUGCGCUCCCUUUCAUAUAUAUGGCCCUCUCUCUGCAGGCGAAUCGCUCAAAAGUCUAGCCCUGGGCAACUUUUCUGAUUCACAAAUGCACAGAAUAGGUAUACAUAGAACAUAUUUUUAUAACAAUUGAAUUUGUAUUUUUUUAUUAUAUGUAACUUUGAAAAAGUGUUGUACUUCGUAAUCUUACUGUUCCUUUGAACAGAAAACUGCACCUGAACUUUUGUUGUACAACAUUAGAAGGUUGUGAAGUUAACAGAAGCCUGUUAAUAUCACAAUUUCAGUCCAUAUCAAAAUGUUACAUUCUGCAAACUUCUGACGUUGUUUUACGUAAUCAUGAAAUCUUCAAAAUCUUCUUUUAGAUGAACUGCAUCUAGCCAUUCCUGAUAUUUGUAUUAUAAAGGGUUUAUGGCUCAUCAAAUAUUGUCCAAUAAACCAAUGGGAUUCAA
Molecule: messenger RNA, 3421 nt
Organism: Xenopus laevis (African clawed frog)
Lineage: Eukaryota; Metazoa; Chordata; Amphibia; Anura; Pipidae
Gene: ddx56.S
Product: DEAD-box helicase 56 S homeolog
Exons: 14
Coding region: 130-1788 (552 amino acids)
Cellular component (GO): nucleolus; cytosol; cytoplasm
Molecular function (GO): ATP binding; RNA helicase activity; nucleotide binding
Source: RefSeq, a predicted model, not a curated record